Vollenhovia emeryi is the source of this 3085-nucleotide messenger RNA. RefSeq names its product tetraspanin-7-like. Gene Ontology annotation, cellular component: membrane. The coding region runs from base 202 to 927 and encodes 241 amino acids. The transcript is spliced from 5 exons. The record is from RefSeq and is a predicted model, not a curated record. Lineage: Eukaryota; Metazoa; Arthropoda; Insecta; Hymenoptera; Formicidae.
GGGCAGGAGCCACGCACGCAACACGUAAGAGUGUAUUCGCAAAUCCUCUCGCAAAUCGAUCGCGCGAACUCCGCUCGUUGCUUGAGUGAAACCUGCUAGUGCGUAAUAACCCACACCCCGUGUCGAGUAGGGUUUUGUCGCAGGUGAGUGAGAGGAAAGGAAGGCAAGACCCCACACACACACACACACACACACCUUAGGAUGAGCAAGCGACUGGAGACCGUGGCCACGAUGACCUGCAUGAAGACCCUGUUGAUGCUCUUCAAUUUCAUCUUCUGGGCGUCUGGGGUGCUGAUGCUAUGCAUCGGCAUAUGGAUGCGCAUCCAGCUGCGGGAUUACAUGAACAUGAGCGUGCAAGGCAGCGGGGCCGCUCUGCUGGCACUCGCGAGCUUAGGCGCGGUGCUGGCGGUCGCGGCGGUCCUCGCUUGUUGCUGCACCGCGCGCGGCCAUCCUGCUCUGCUGUAUCUGUACGGCGCGUUCCUGGCCGUCGUGGCUCUGCUGGAACUCGGCGCGGGCGCGUCGGUCUACGCUUAUCGCACGAGCCUGAACGAGGGAUUCGAUCAGGGUCUGAACGAGAGCAUGGCAGCCUACGGGCAGGACAAUUCCAAGAGCACUCACAUCGAUACGAUGCAAUCGACUCUGCACUGCUGCGGCAACCGCGGGUACACCGAUUGGCUCCACCUGGACCCGCCGAAGGACGUUCCCUAUUCCUGCUGCAAGGUGCCCCAGGAUAAGUGUGACCCGCUGGACGAAGAGGAAAUUUACACCGAGGGAUGCUACAAUCUCGUGCUGGACUUCAUAAAUAGCAACAUCGGUCUGGUGGCCGGUACGGCGAUCGGCGUAGCCUUUUUCCCACUGGUCGGUAUCUUCUUAGCGUGCUGCCUAGCCAGCAACAUCAAUAAGGCCGAGUACGAGCAGGUCGCUUAGGCACGGUACUUGCGUAAGCAGCAACGACGGUCCUACCAGAAGACGAAACCUGCAUCGCUGGCGCUAACGUUAACAUACAUGAUUUAAUGGGAACACAGAAAUGAUCUCGAUCGAGGCAAGCGCGUCUUACCAUUUCGGUUUUAAUGGAUGAUUUUGGUACAAAAACGUGAUAAAAAUUCACAAUACAAGGUCCACUUGUAAUAUGAAGUCACAUCUAUACAUUGGACCUUGUAUCUGCCCAAAUAGCACAUGUGAUCGUAAUGAACUUAAAAAUGAUUCACUUUUUAAAAGUCUUCAUGAGUUAGGGGAAUUUACUCAAAAUGAACUCCAAAAGAAUUUCUCACCGGUGCGAAUUCUUAUAGAGCGUAAAAAGAUUUCCGUCUGUAUUAAAAAAGAGCUCAGAAUGGAUGACAUAAAAGCGAAUUUGUUUUUAACCAAGAAUGUUUUCGGAGCAAAAAUGGGGUGGAAAAUGAAUUUAUUUCAUGAUUCGUAAAUUCAAAAGGAAGUUUUUUUUUUUAGAUUCUCUGUGCUAUCUGGGGAAUUGUGUAUUUACGAGUACAUUAUUCUUGCGUCAAGCCUUUUAAUUUUUAUUUAAGCGCUCACUUAAAAUUCACACCCAUGUUUUCUGAUUAUGAAUAAUUCUAAUCAAAAUGAAUACAAAUCGAUUUUGUUAUAUCGAGUUAUGUUCACGUGAUAUCGUUAUAUAAGAUAUUACAUUUCUUCAUACAUUUGAAAAUUAAAUGAAGAUCAUCUUAAAAAAAAAUUGCACUUCAUAUAACAAUUAAAAAUAACAUAUACGGAUCUUGAUAUGCUACUUAUGUUCUUCUAAGCAACACGUCUAUAAGUUAGCAACAAAUUAGUAGAGGAGAAUAAGAAAGCGAAACAUACUAGUUUGGAACUAAUCGUCUCUUUCGUUUGGAUUUUUUACUUCGAAAUAUGGUAGUGAAGAAAAUGUAUAGUAUGAUUUACGAAAAAAAUGCAAAGUUAAAGAGUGUACGAUAUUUAAAUCGUUGAAUACAUAACGACGACAUGUUCCUUUAUACGAGAGGAUUAAUUAUUAUAACAUUAUAGAAAGAUUAGCAUUUUUAUGGGUCGUCAAUAAAAAUAUAAACUUGAUUAUCUUUUCUCUCUUGUAUCUUUGAAACUGUCUAAUCGCGUUCACUAUUUACACCGUACGAACUGAAUAAAUUUCUAUCUGAAUAAACCGAGUUCUAAAACUCGGUGAAAGUCAAUGAUAUAUACAUACAUAUAUCCAGAGAGAAAUGCGCGAUGAUCACGUUUCGUCACUGUGUGAUUGCAUAUUCCAAUUUCAAUUUAAUGCUUUUUGUAAAGAACAUUACGCGAGUAACAUUACAUAAGCGUAAGAUGCACACUGAGAAGAAAAAGUUAUUGAAACGACUAAAUACGUUUAGUCGGCAGUAUUUCUUUAGUUCAAAUGUAUAUGGUUUUUUUUUAAGUUAAACAUACAGUGCUGUAUCGAAACAUAUAUUUUUAUGAAUUGACGAAUAUUUUUCGCGAAUUGAUAAAUAUUUGCUUGGCAGCCCGUGAUCGCCGCAUAUAGCUGAAUUAAGAAAUAUUUCUUGAUUUAACACUUUUUCUUCUCAGCGUACACAAAUGAUGUACAAAUAUGUCGAGUUUUAUUACUAUAAUGUUAUUAGAAGGUAAUAUUUUUCUGUAUCAUCACAUGAACGACACCUGAACAGCAUUUUUGUAUGCAUUUCUGAGAACAUAGUACGUCAAUUUAACGCUACAUGGCAUCAUUUUUCUAUCUGGGUAUAUACACAUAUAUAUAUGUGUGUGUGUGUGUGUAUAUAUAUAUGUAUAUAUGAAGAUAGAACAAAAUGCAAGAGAUAUGUCGAUAAUGUGAAUUGUUAUUUUUAUCAAUGGAAUCACAACGCGAAGAAUAGUUUGCGAUAGAGUUUAUUUCGCGAAUACCUGCUUAUGACAACGAUGGUGCGAAAAGUAAAACAAACCUCUACAUUUUUUGAUAUCGUCCUAUGAAUCUUUAGAUGUGGCCAACCGACUUUUUCUUCUCGGAUCUUGAUCUCUUACAAAAAACCUCUUAUUCCAUAAAUUUUUAAAUCCAUUAAAUUCUGUAUGUACAUUCUUAAAUCUUCCAUACAUUUUUUGAUCCACUAAAAUGCAUUUUCCAAACAAC